AGGGGGAUGGCUCUGCACAUUCACGAAGCCUGCCUGUUUCUGCUGCUGAUCCCUCACAUGGUCACACCAGCUGCCUUCAACCAUGAAGACUACCCUGCGGAUGAAGGGGACCAGACGGCCAAUAACGAAAACAAUCUGAUCUUUGAUGACUACCGAGGGAAAGGUUGUGUGGACGACAGUGGUUUUGUAUACAAACUGGGAGAACGGUUUUUCCCAGGGCAUUCCAACUGCCCCUGUGUCUGUACUGAGGACGGGCCGGUCUGUGACCAGCCGGAAUGUCCCAAAAUCCACCCAAAGUGUACUAAAGUAGAACACAAUGGAUGCUGUCCAGAAUGCAAAGAAGUGAAGAAUUUUUGUGAAUAUCAAGAGAAAAGUUACAAGAUUUUGGAAGAAUUUAAGCCCUCUCCGUGCGAGUGGUGUCGCUGUGAGCCCAGCAAUGAAGUUCACUGUGUUGUGGCAGACUGUGCCGUGCCUGAAUGUGUCAACCCAGUCUAUGAACCAGAACAGUGUUGUCCAGUCUGCAAAAAUG
Gekko japonicus is the source of this 529-nucleotide messenger RNA. It is a transcript of the gene VWC2L, whose product is annotated as von Willebrand factor C domain containing protein 2-like. Gene Ontology annotation, cellular component: AMPA glutamate receptor complex. Lineage: Eukaryota; Metazoa; Chordata; Lepidosauria; Squamata; Gekkonidae. Gene Ontology annotation, molecular function: protein binding. The annotation marks the transcript as partial. The record is from RefSeq and is a predicted model, not a curated record. The transcript has 2 exons. Gene Ontology annotation, biological process: negative regulation of BMP signaling pathway.